Messenger RNA from Felis catus (domestic cat), 2760 nucleotides. RefSeq names its product cyclin dependent kinase 16 (gene CDK16). Gene Ontology annotation, molecular function: protein kinase activity; ATP binding. The transcript has 16 exons. The record is from RefSeq and is a predicted model, not a curated record. Bases 1014 to 2537 code for a protein of 507 amino acids. NCBI's taxonomy places the organism in Eukaryota, Metazoa, Chordata, Mammalia, Carnivora, Felidae. Gene Ontology annotation, biological process: neuron projection development; exocytosis; protein phosphorylation. Gene Ontology annotation, cellular component: synaptic vesicle; nucleus; cytoplasm.
AUGGAAAUAAUAAUCUUUAAAAGUUUUACUGUAUAUUAACGUUCAAGUGUCUCUGUUCCCAAAGGUCUGCCCAGGGCACCCCUGAUGGGAAUAUUGCAUGAUACACAGAUUUUGUGUCCCGUCUUCCUCAAAUCCUCAAAACAACUGAACUCUGGAACAUGUCCAGCCCUUGGAGUUUCCAGUUAGAGGUCAUGGACCCAUGGCUCCUUGUGGCUCCCUCUUCAUCUUCUGUCCAGUCCUGCUUACCCCUGCCCCUAGAUCCCCCAUUUCCUGCCACAACAGGCAAAGCAACUGGGUAUUUGUACUACGGAGGGGAGACUGCCUUUGGGGGCUGGCCAUGCUUCUUCUUCAGCUUCAGGUCCAGUGUUUGGCCUACUGGUUCAGGAUUUUUGUUGUUAUCUUGGGUUCUCUGAACGGACCUCAUCCUCUUUACUGGGGUCUUUCUGCUACACUGGUUCCUCUUCCCCUCCUGGGGGUGGUGGUGAGGUCAGGCAGGUGGAAGUAAGGUAUAGGGACCACUGGGGUAAGCACCUGAUUUCAAGGUAACAGAUGACCCACUUCUCUCCUCGAAUCCAGCCCCAGCCUCAUCCUCCCACCUCCUAUCUAGCUCCACUUCCCUUGGGCCCAGGGCCAUCUUAGGCCCUGCUGCGAGUCCAGAUGGUUCCUAGGCCAGGUCUUUCCCCCACCUUGCUGGCCUAGAGCCCAGGAGGAAGCAGAAGAAGGCCAGCUUAAGCGUUUUGGUGGCCCUGUUCCCUCCAGCAGCCCCAUCUAGGUCAUCUUGCCGAUGCCAGCGUCCCUGGGCCACCUCUUCUGGAGUUAUUCAUGUAUAGCAGAGACUUACCCUGCCCAUCCUGGUAGAGAUUGGUCUUAGGCCCUCAGCCCCCCAUUCAUUAAUAUCUGCCAUAAGCACUUUUUGAGCAUCUACUGUGUGUCAGUCACUGUUCCAGGUCCUCAGGAUCUAGCCGUGACCUAAACAGACAGAAAUCUACCCUGGCGGAGCUGAUCUUCUAGUUAUGGCGGUCGCCAUGGAUCGGAUGAAGAAGAUCAAGCGGCAGCUGUCAAUGACACUCCGAGGGGGCCGAGGUGUGGACAAGACCAAUGGUGCCCCUGAACAGAUAGGCCUGGAUGAGAGUGGGGGUGGUGGCGGCAAUGACCUCGGAGAGGUACCCACUCGUGCCGCUCCUGGGGAACCUCGCUCUGGACGGGGCCCUCUCAGUUCUGCACCAGAAAUUGUACACGAGGACUUGAAGAUGGGGUCUGAUGGGGAAAGUGACCAGGCUUCAGCCACGUCCUCCGAUGAGGUGCAGUCGCCAGUGAGGGUGCGCAUGCGCAACCAUCCCCCACGCAAGAUCUCCACUGAGGACAUCAACAAGCGCCUAUCACUACCAGCCGACAUCCGGCUGCCUGAGGGCUACCUUGAGAAGCUGACCCUCAAUAGCCCCAUCUUCGACAAGCCCCUCAGCCGCCGCCUCCGCCGUGUCAGCCUGUCUGAGAUUGGCUUUGGGAAACUGGAGACCUACAUCAAGCUAGACAAGCUGGGAGAGGGUACCUAUGCCACCGUCUACAAAGGCAAAAGCAAGCUCACGGACAACCUUGUGGCACUCAAGGAGAUCAGACUGGAACACGAAGAAGGGGCACCCUGCACCGCCAUCCGGGAAGUGUCCCUGCUCAAGGACCUCAAACAUGCCAACAUCGUCACGCUACAUGACAUUAUCCACACGGAGAAGUCCCUCACCCUUGUCUUUGAGUACCUGGACAAGGACCUGAAGCAGUACCUGGAUGACUGUGGGAACGUCAUCAACAUGCACAACGUGAAACUGUUCCUGUUCCAGCUGCUUCGUGGCCUGGCCUACUGCCACCGGCAGAAGGUGCUACACCGAGACCUCAAGCCCCAAAACCUGCUCAUCAACGAGAGAGGAGAGCUCAAGCUGGCCGACUUUGGCCUGGCCCGGGCCAAGUCAAUUCCAACGAAGACCUACUCCAAUGAGGUGGUGACACUGUGGUACCGGCCCCCCGACAUCCUGCUUGGGUCCACAGACUACUCUACCCAGAUUGACAUGUGGGGUGUGGGCUGCAUCUUCUAUGAGAUGGCCACAGGCCGACCCCUCUUCCCAGGCUCCACGGUGGAGGAACAGCUGCAUUUCAUCUUCCGUAUCUUAGGAACCCCAACUGAGGAGACAUGGCCAGGCAUUCUGUCCAACGAAGAAUUUAAGACAUACAACUACCCCAAGUAUCGAGCCGAGGCCCUUUUGAGCCAUGCACCCCGAUCCUCUUGUCCUUGCGGUAGACUUGACAGCGACGGGGCUGACCUCCUCACUAAGCUGCUGCAGUUUGAAGGUCGCAAUCGGAUCUCCGCAGAGGAUGCCAUGAAACAUCCAUUCUUCCUCAGUCUGGGGGAGCGGAUCCACAAACUUCCUGACACUACUUCCAUAUUUGCACUAAAGGAGAUCCAGCUACAAAAGGAGGCCGGCCUUCGGUCUUCGUCAAUGCCUGACUCAGGCAGGCCAGCUUUCCGCGUGGUGGACACCGAGUUCUAAGCCAGAGACCGAGGCCCCAGCAGGCAGCAGCUGGAGGGAUGCCACUCCCCCUCACAGGGCAGCCCCCAACUGUAUCCUCCUUGCUUGCUGCCUGCCUACCUGCCUGACUCAUGCUCGCCUGCCCACAUGUCCCCUGCUGCCUGUCCAAACACCCGACCAUUGGCCUGUCAACCCACCCAUUGGCCUGUCUGCUGGGUGCUAACAAAGCUCUCAUCGCUCCUUC